This is a messenger RNA of Ananas comosus (pineapple), 1071 nucleotides long. RefSeq names its product probable glucuronosyltransferase Os05g0123100. Bases 1 to 1071 code for a protein of 356 amino acids. The transcript is spliced from 3 exons. Gene Ontology annotation, biological process: plant-type secondary cell wall biogenesis; glucuronoxylan biosynthetic process. The record is from RefSeq and is a predicted model, not a curated record. Gene Ontology annotation, cellular component: Golgi membrane. Gene Ontology annotation, molecular function: galactosylgalactosylxylosylprotein 3-beta-glucuronosyltransferase activity; xylosyltransferase activity. Lineage: Eukaryota; Viridiplantae; Streptophyta; Magnoliopsida; Poales; Bromeliaceae.
AUGAACUCACCGGAUCGCGCGAAGAAGAAGUCCCCCGCCCCCGCCAUCGCCGUUGCCGCCUCCUCCAACCUCUGGAAGAAGGCCCUGCUCCACUUCUCCCUCUGCUUCGCCACCGGCUUCUUCUCCGGCCUCGCCCCUUUCUCCUCUUCCUCCUCCUCCCAAUCCCUCCUCCGCUACUUGGCCCACAACUCCACCCACAAUUCCCCCCAGUUUCCCCAAUCCCCAAUCCAAACCCCCAAAUUCCCCCAACACGAUCGAACCCUAACCGAGGAGGCCAACGCCUACGUCGACGCAGAUCCCCCGAAGCCCCUCUCACCUCCUACUCCUCCUCGGCCCCUCCUCAUCAUCGUCACCGCCGCCUCCGCCUCCGCCUCCGCCGUCCGAUCCGCGGCGGCGCUGACGCGAUUAGGGCACACCUUGAGAUUGGUGCCGCCGCCGCUGCUGUGGAUCGUGGCGGGGCCGCGGGACGGCGCGGCGGCGGCGGCGGCGGCGGUGCGGCGAAUGGGGGUGAUGCAGCGGCACGUGGCGGUGGAGGCGGGGGAAGGGGGGAAGGGGAGCGCUGCGGAGCGGGAGCGCGCCGCCGCGGUGGCGCACGUCGGGCGCCACCGCCUCGACGGGGUCGUCCACUUCGCCGACCCCGCCAACGUCUACGACCUCCGCUUCUUCGACGAGCUUCGCCGGAUCCAAGUUUUUGGCACUUGGCCGGCGGCAAUGGUGGCAGGAAGUAGGCGGAGGGUGGUGGUGGAAGGACCAAUCUGUCGAUCAUCGGAGGUGGUCGGAUGGUUCUCGAAGGAUGUAAGUAGCGGAAUGACGAAUAUCACAAAAGGUUCAAAGCCUCUCAAGAUUAACAUCUCAGAUUUCGCAUUCAACAGCUCGAUAUUGUGGGAUCAGGAGAGAUGGGGCCGCCCAAACUCUCAGCCGGAUGUGUUGCAGGAUUCAAUAAUGUCCGUCCAAAAGAUGAUCACGGAAGAUGAUGUUAAGUUGAAGGGGAUUCCUCUUGGUUGCUCCCAAAUCAUGCUGUGGAACCUCAACAUCCCAAGAACCCAAAUUAGGAAUAGAAGCAAAGGAUAA